CGGCGGUGCCGGCCUGUCGGUAAUCCCAAGAUUGCUGGUGACCGAAGAAAAGCUGUGCUGAUCAGAAACAAAGACAGAUGACUCACAGAGAAACAAGAUGGCGGGACAAAGGACAGCUAAAGCCGCCCCAGGCUCUGCACUGCUGGUGACUGAGCUGGCCUGCUGAAGGACAUGAUUCAGACUGUCCCGGACCCAGCAGCUCAUAUCAAGGAGGCGUUAUCAGUUGUGAGCGAGGACCAGUCGCUAUUCGAGUGUGCCUACGGAACGCCACACCUGGCGAAGACGGAGAUGACCGCAUCCUCUUCCAGUGACUAUGGCCAGACCUCCAAGAUGAGCCCACGGGUCCCCCAACAGGACUGGCUGUCUCAACCCCCAGCUAGGGUCACCAUCAAGAUGGAGUGCAACCCUAGCCAGGUGAACGGCUCCAGGAACUCACCCGAUGAAUGCAGCGUUGCCAAAAGUGGGAAGAUGGUGGGCAGCCCCGACACCGUGGGGAUGAGCUACGGCAGCUACAUGGAGGAGAAGCACAUGCCGCCCCCCAACAUGACCACGAAUGAGCGCAGGGUGAUCGUCCCAGCAGAUCCGACGCUAUGGAGCACAGACCAUGUCCGGCAGUGGCUGGAGUGGGCGGUGAAGGAGUACGGCCUUCCAGACGUGGACGUCUUAUUGUUCCAGAAUAUCGACGGCAAGGAGCUGUGCAAGAUGACCAAAGACGACUUCCAGAGGCUCACUCCGAGCUACAACGCAGACAUUCUUCUCUCACACCUCCACUACCUCAGAGAGACUCCUCUUCCACAUUUGACUUCCGAUGAUGUUGAUAAGGCCUUACAAAACUCUCCGCGGUUAAUGCAUGCUAGAAACACAGGGGGUGCGGCUUUUAUUUUCCCCAAUACUUCAGUAUAUCCCGAAGCUACGCAAAGAAUUCCAACUAGGCCAGAUCUACCUUAUGAGCCUCCCAGGAGAUCAGCCUGGACCAGCCAUGGCCACCCCACCCCUCAGUCCAAAGCUGCUCAGCCAUCUCCUUCCACAGUGCCCAAAACUGAAGACCAGCGUCCUCAACUAGAUCCUUAUCAGAUCCUGGGACCCACCAGUAGCCGCCUUGCUAAUCCAGGCAGUGGCCAGAUUCAGCUGUGGCAGUUUCUGCUGGAGCUCCUGUCCGACAGCUCGAACUCCAACUGCAUCACCUGGGAAGGCACCAAUGGGGAGUUCAAGAUGACAGACCCUGACGAGGUGGCCCGGCGUUGGGGUGAGCGGAAGAGCAAACCCAACAUGAACUACGAUAAACUCAGCCGCGCCCUCCGCUACUACUACGACAAGAACAUCAUGACCAAAGUCCACGGGAAGCGCUACGCCUACAAGUUUGACUUCCACGGCAUUGCCCAGGCCCUCCAGCCUCACCCCCCCGAGUCGUCUCUGUAUAAGUACCCCUCCGACCUCCCAUAUAUGGGCUCCUACCACGCCCACCCCCAGAAGAUGAACUUCGUGGCUCCCCACCCGCCAGCCCUCCCCGUCACAUCUUCCAGUUUCUUUGCUGCCCCAAACCCAUACUGGAAUUCACCGACUGGGGGUAUCUACCCAAACACGCGGCUCCCAGCCAGCCACAUGCCUUCUCACCUAGGCACUUAUUACUAGAGACCAGAUGGAGGCCUUUGCCGGCAAUGUACACUCACCCACCAAUUUCCACAAACUCUUAUCAGACAACACAAAUCAAAAGUGCCUCGAGAGGAAAUGGAAAGGCUUGUCUGGAACGGGAGGAGGAGGUGAGGGAAGAGACCCAAAGACGCAUAGUGGAAGGCAUUCACCAAGUAUUACCGCAGAAACAACGCGGAGGCUCAAAGCGUAAUGCACAUGGACAUUUAACCUGGGGUCCCACCUUGUCAAAGACCUUGUGUGCAGUCAUAAGGACAACUGCCAAAGAAAGUGGCCUUAAAUCAUCUAUAAACUGUAGCGUUUGGAGCCCUGAUAACGGGAUUCAACGAAAGCAAUAGGGGUUAACAGUCUUGGCCUAACACACCAUUUGUAAUGUCAUUUUCCAGGAAAACUACCUGUAUUUAAAAAUAAACAUAUCAAAAGUGAACCAAAACAGGACGAGAGAAAGAAGAGAGCCAAUGGCCCCCUCUGCGGACACAGCUUAUGGAAUUCCGUGGAUUUUUUUUUUUUUUU
This is a messenger RNA of Jaculus jaculus (lesser Egyptian jerboa), 2163 nucleotides long. RefSeq names its product ETS transcription factor ERG (gene Erg). Bases 172 to 1632 code for a protein of 486 amino acids. Lineage: Eukaryota; Metazoa; Chordata; Mammalia; Rodentia; Dipodidae. Gene Ontology annotation, molecular function: DNA-binding transcription factor activity, RNA polymerase II-specific; sequence-specific DNA binding; protein binding. Gene Ontology annotation, cellular component: nucleus. Gene Ontology annotation, biological process: regulation of transcription by RNA polymerase II; cell differentiation. The transcript has 12 exons. The record is from RefSeq and is a predicted model, not a curated record.